Gasterosteus aculeatus aculeatus (three-spined stickleback) is the source of this 1108-nucleotide messenger RNA. NCBI's taxonomy places the organism in Eukaryota, Metazoa, Chordata, Actinopteri, Perciformes, Gasterosteidae. The record is from RefSeq and is a predicted model, not a curated record.
AUGCUGCUGUAUUGUUCCUGUGCAAAUGCUCCACGAUGGGUGUGGCUUCUGUCGGCCUCUGACGGGCCUCCUGACGUCCAGGUGCUGAGCGCUCUGCUGCUGGUGGGCCUGGCGGCGUCCCACAGGUCGGCCCACGGAGCCCGACUGGCGGGGACGACGUUGAGACUGGUCCUGGAUUCCUCAGUGCAGCCUCAGCUGGGCAGCUCCUCCGCGAGCAUCGCCAACACGUCUCUGUCCCCGUGGACGUACAGAGAGUCCUGCGUGGAGUCCCGGUUGCCUCGGCAGAUCUUCCACGCCGUGUGUCUCACCUCCGGCUGUCUGAGCCCGCACGGGGGAGGAGAAGACGCAUCGCUGGAGGCCAAACCCAUCUACCACCAGGUCCUGGUCCUCCACAAGACCUUGAGGCAAAGGGCCGGUAAGCGCAGGAGGACGAGGUACGGCUUCCGGCUGGGCACGGAGGUGAUCGCGGUGGGCUGCACCUGCGUGAGGCCCAGCGUCGUCACGCACGGAACCAACCACACUGGACCCUCCUGAGUCCCUGUGACCCGACCGGCGCCGAGGAGCGUGUUGCUGCAAAUACUGAUUCUUGUAGAGACUUUAUCAUUCUUUGUGAGGGUGCGGUCUUAAAAAAAAAAAAGUCAUUUAUUUCUCUUAUUCUGCAUGUUUUUUUAACACCAACUUCAUUUUAUUGUUAACAAUGUAAAAAUGCGUUUUUAAAGUUUUUAAUCCAACUUUAAUGUAUUUUGGGCCGUGAAGACGCAUUUUAAUGUGUUAACUAUGGCAUUUAUUUAUUAAUUUAUCAAAAACAAUAUUAAUGUUGGGGAAUUGACAUGCAAUGACUAAUAUAAUAAGUCCUAUUUUAACGCAUAAGAGUUGAGAUAAGUUAAUGCAUGAUGUGAAUAUAUCAGUGGCGUGUGAUUAAGUCUUAUUAUGUUUCAUGCAGAAUAAAGAAACAUUCCGACUUGCGUGUCCUGUGUCCUGUGUCCUGUGUCCUUCACAUCGUUUUAGUUGACUCCUUUCUGACAGAUGUUGCUCUCAGACUACUUUAGUUUCAUGUUUACUAAAAAGAGAAUUAUCGUUGCCUUCAUAUUCUAGCAUCUGCAUUAAU